This is a messenger RNA of Aspergillus viridinutans, 1419 nucleotides long. RefSeq lists its product as uncharacterized. The transcript is spliced from 3 exons. The record is from RefSeq and is a predicted model, not a curated record. The coding region runs from base 1 to 1419 and encodes 472 amino acids. NCBI's taxonomy places the organism in Eukaryota, Fungi, Ascomycota, Eurotiomycetes, Eurotiales, Aspergillaceae.
AUGACUCCUCCCACAGACGCAACUGUCAUGAUCUCAUCUCCUCCCGUUCAUCACGAUGUGGACAUUCAUGAAGCAUCCCCUCAAUUCUCAUUCAAUGUGCUUCCAUUAGAGUGUCGACAGCAGAUUUUAUGCGCCCUUCCAGAUAUUGAAUCACUCAAAUCCGCCAUACUAAGCCAUUCCUCCUUGUACUCGGCUUUUUACAAUCACAAGACUGCGAUCAUAUUGCAAAUCAUUCAACGCCACAUACCCAGAGAGCUACUCGCAUACGCUGUCCUGUGCUCCCACGCAAGGAAUAUCGAGCCAUGGACAAGGGCAAAAGUCCUCGAUAUCCUAGACAUCUACUUCAACCGUUGCCUGGUCGACUCGUUCCAUUGGACGAUAGGAGCGGCUCUGGCUCUGGUGACGUUUCAUGAAAGUGUGACCUUUUUCACCAAUGAUUAUAUCGAUAACGCCCUGGGUCUCGUCGCACCUUUGAACUUCCCCAUCCACGCACCGUCUGAGACCGAGUGGUGUCGUGUCGCGAGAGCAUUCUACUUACAGGAGACGAUCAACCAUCUCUUCUGCUUCCGGAACCGACAAGAACGCUGGAUUAGUGAGGGCGUCAAAUAUGCACGUCCAUCGCCCUCUGAAUUCCGGCCUCGGGAAAAAUUUGAAAUAUUCUUCAGCAAGCACGCGCCCUGGGAGAUGGAGCAAAUCGGCGCAGUCAAUGAGUACUUGUACUGGAAAAUCUCACCAGCUUUUAACCACAUCGCAGCACACGACGUCGAGUUGGGUUACUAUACCGUCUACUUCUCGGACAGCGAGACAUGGGAGGCUGUUAUGGGAAGCCCACACAAGAGGGGUUUUCUGCUGAAAGGACUGGCCCCCCUUCAUCGAUUUGUGGCAAGAGCCAACCACAACAGCCGCCUCGGGCUCAUCUCGAUUCGCAACUCGCGUUGCUCAAACUGGCUUUUGGUCAAUGAACUUGAGUUCUCGCAGAAGUUCGCUGUGCAGGGCUUUGAGUCUACGUUCUACAGAGAUCUCACACCUGGACAAAUUGCCGAGAUCGUGGGCAAGGCGUUUGCGGACGACAGCGACUCUGGCCCCCGUCAGGCAUGGCAAUGGGCCCACCGCGAUACGCGUUGCUAUCAAUUAAUUUGUUCCAAGGACCAUCGUGAGCUUCGGCGAUUUGGAUAUGUCAUGUGGGACAACCAGCGUCUCCAGCAGUGGGCAGCUCUGGGGGCUUCUUUCCAGGCGCCUCAGCCAGACGAUGACAGUCAGGCGGGCAGACGCUGGACGGCUAUGUGGCCCUUCAUCGAAAAAAGACGAAGGAUGUACGAACAUGGGGCGCGAGGAUGGUGGGACGGGGAAGAUGGGGAAGGAAUAAGAUGGAUUCAUGGGGCGAAAUCACCCGAAACCCAGCGGAGACUGUUGCAGUAG